Molecule: messenger RNA, 3663 nt
Organism: Hymenoscyphus albidus
Lineage: Eukaryota; Fungi; Ascomycota; Leotiomycetes; Helotiales; Helotiaceae
Source: the annotation of a GenBank genome assembly
CUUUUCAUUCGCCCGUCUCGUUUGUGUAAUAAUUGCCAGGCUCCGCAGAGGUUCCCGCCAUCAAAGCUUCAACUCCACAGCUAUUUUGACUUUAAAUGGUCGUCAUCUUUCGGACAAGAAGACCAGUUUCUCUGAACGAAAACUCGCUGCUAAGGUUGGAACAAACAAACAGUCGGAACACUCCAGUUUUCAGAUCUUUUUUGUUGCGGAAUCGUACCACGAACUGUGCUGAAUGCCAGAUACACCCUAGCACUGCAUCUGCAACGACGUUGUACUUGAAAGCGAUUUGAUAUCUUUGUUGUCAGUGCUUCGCCCGGAGAAGUUGCGGCCUUGGAGGCCGUUCCUGCUGUGGAACGAGGAACCUGGUUGUGGAUGGACGGAAAGUGUGGGAAGAUCAGCCAAGGUUAUUUUCGUCGUGGGCCCAGACCAUUCGCAGCGCCACAGGCACUGAAAAUUGUAUAUGGAAAUGACUCCAAUAACCGCACAUUUUCACUGCAGCAUGGCAGAAUAGAGUAGACCUCGAAAGCUUCGAAGCGAGAAAUUGUUAUUGCCGUUCACACAACAACAACAAAAACAUCAGCACCAACGGCUGUGGUCAAACUUUUCUUCCGUACCAGCAACCAUACCAAUCCGGAUUGGACUUGCCUAUUCUUGUUACUCCGGCGCACUGUUUCCGUACAAUCGGCCUUCUUCUGGUCUGGGCGGCAGCACGGUGUUUGCAUGGGUGUAUCCGGGGGAAGCUCGAUUGAAGCAAUUUCAAUAUUGUGGCGUCUUACUGGGGACACCGCCGUCGCACCAGGCCAUACAAAAGACGCAAAGGAGCGUGGUAGUGGGGUAGAGCGAUGCGAUAUCGACGGGGUACCUGGUUCUAAGGCGUGAACCCCCUGAGGAUUAUGAGGUUGUGCAUCACGGUAACCUUCUCCGCCAACGCUCGGUUGAUGGAAGAACAGGAAGAACAGCAGGGUGGAUGAACAAAAGGGACGCUGUGCCCGCUCUCGAGAUCCCACUAUGUCGAUGUAGCUGUCGACGUCGGAUUGUACCAUCUUGCCCUGUUCCCAAAGUACCUACUUCACUGUACAAGUACUGCAUUGGUGUCCAUUCGCAACGUCUCGCAUCUUCUCUGCAUCCGCUUAAUGUGCAGCUUGAUUUUGCCUAUAUUCGACCACUGCCAGCCAACGAUAUCGCCAGAUCGAGUUCAUAUAUAAAUCCGACCGACGUUCCACUUCGGACCAGAGAAGAUCUUCACCUACUCUAACUACAGCCUCUCGUUUAUCUGUACUUGGAGUAUCAACGCUGUUCGCCUUGCCAACCGACACCUAUCACGAGUCUGAGAAGGAAAACUAUACACCUGGGCCAUCUCCUACCACACGGAAAAACUCAGGAAUAUCAAAUUUCAGGAACACCUCCGCAAGGAAAGGUUCAGGAAAACGCUCUUCUUCAUUGAAGUAGCAUCGACAAGGAGGAGGCCUCGACCGAUUCCCGUAUAGCACUUUGUUUGCACCGCCUUGGGACGACGACGACCUGUCGACGCCCAGGUUCGAGUAAUGCUGGAACCACGAUUAUAGCAUCACCCCUCUCGACAUACGUAAUAAUAUCCCAGCAACAGAAUCGAUCGAAAUGAAUUUAAUGAUAAUGGAAAGAGAGGCUCGGAAAGAAGCUUCUGGUGGACGGAGAAAAGUGGCAAUACAGUCGUAUACGAGUAGACAUAGGCUAAACCCUGCAGCACGACCAACACGACAUCAUCUUUGCUCACAACACCGCCUUUUGCUCUUCGCCUUUUUUAUAAUAUACUGUUUACCAAUCUGCUCGGCGUCAGUGUUUAUAGAAGGGGAAAUGGUGGAAGAACCCACAGCGUCGAUAGAAACUGUUUCAACGCCCCGUAGGUCAUCCCUUGACCAAUGGGCCCAACCAGAAUCAGGGAAGAUACUCGUUGAUCUUUCACAUCCACCCAGCCAGCAAGAAUGGACCUUGUCCGAUGUCAACGACGAUCUUCAACGACGACAGGAAUUGGGUCAAGAUGCUCCCAAAUCACAUUCAGUCACCCAGACUGUCACGGCAACUGUUGGUGGCUCAGGAACUAGAACAACCCCUUCCACCACACUUGUGACUGCGGCCACUGAUGUGCCCUCUCCUCUCCCAAGUGCUUUUGACAGUGGCUUCGGCUCCAAUAUCACUGCUAGCUGUGCCUCAUUUAUGUCGUAUAUGCUUCAAAAUGCCACUUUUAAAGCAUGUGUACCAGUCUCGAUCCUACUUCAGGUAUGUUCACGUAGAAUAUAUCGAACCAGAAAGUACUAACCAAAUUUUAGAAUUCUGUGUCAUUCUUUCAAGCUGAAAAAUCCAUCACUCGAAUCACGCAAGUUCUUGACAACGCCUGUGCCGCGAAUGUCACCAAUUGUGGAAAAGUGAUGUCUGCAUUCGCAUCUAAUAUUACCACCUCCUCAGCCUGUGCAGCCGACAUCAGCACACAAAACCCUCUUAUUAACCAAGCUCAUCUUGGUCUUCUUGCUUAUAAACCAAUUUAUACCGCCACCUGUCUCAAAAACCAAAUCUCAAAAUCCUAUUGCUUUGCCGAAGCCAUCACCAAUGCCACCAACCCCGCCGACACAUACCAAUACUACCUCCCUCUAAACAUCACUUUACCCGGAGGAAGCCAACCGACUUGCAACUCAUGUUUACAGAACUCCAUGGCCGUAUACGCAGCCGCCACUGCCGAUCGAUCGAGCGCUUUAGCGUCAACUUAUGUCGGAGCCGCGAUGCAAGUAAACGUCAAUUGCGGACCGAACUUCGUGAACGCCAGUCUUGCAGCAGCAAUAGCAAACAGCGGCGCGUCGAGCCCCUUAAUGGGCACUAAUUUCGGCUUGCUGGCUGUGGUACUUGCUGUCUCUAGCAUACUCUUAUAGUAGAGCUGACUACGGUACAUACGGGAGGGAAAGAAAUCGGGAAAGAUUGAAAAGUCUUUUUCAUAGAAUGGGCUAGGCAAACGGUGUUUUGUAUUUCGGCUCUUUGGUUUUUCUGGUUUUUUGGGUUUGUUGUUUUUUUCGGCAGGGUUGCGAGAAAAAAUGGGCAAGGCGUCUAUACCCCAAGGAUCUGGAUGGGGGUUUUUUUGAUUCACAGUUUUAUGGAGUUUUAGCACAUCUCCCCGCUCUCAACAACAAGGGAGUGGCGGAUUGAUGAUUGGGUUUCCCCUCCGGCACCCCCGCUUUUGUAUUGGGGCACCUGGGGAUGGAGACGGUAUUUAUGGUGGCUGGACAUAUUUGCCAAAAAGACAUAUUGUAAGAAAGGCACGGGACGGGAUGGAUUGGGGAUGAGGGGAUGCAAACGUGCAAUGGCGAUCAAAGACUAUGUGAGCGGAGAGACUCAUACAUGACAUAACUUCUAGUAUGUAUAUUUUUUUUCUACGCUGUAUAGCUUUCUCUAAUGAAAUGUCACGAUGAAAGAAGGUUGUGUAUGCAAAAUUGAUUUUUUUCUCUCUUCUUGUUUGUCUUGCUUUUCAGAUCCUUCUCUUGCUUCCCUGCUUUCACGAUCGCUCACCUACUGUAUUUCCUACGAAUCUCCUUCGCCGGCAAUGCUAACAGAGCUGAGAGCAUUAAGACAAUCAGGCGAAACUGUAUGUUAAAAUAAUAUUAUUCUAAAGGCCUCGCACAACUAGAACCAUUAUCCGAG